Messenger RNA from Eruca vesicaria subsp. sativa (arugula), 600 nucleotides. The record is from the annotation of a GenBank genome assembly. NCBI's taxonomy places the organism in Eukaryota, Viridiplantae, Streptophyta, Magnoliopsida, Brassicales, Brassicaceae.
AUGGUGCGAAUCGAAGGAGCUUUGGUGGGUGAAGAAUGCGAUGCUUGGGGUUGGUAUCUGGAAGAUGUAUAUUUUCUGCGUAAACGUGAUGAUCCUGACUGGGUGAGACCAAAGCAUAUCAUCGAGAACGAGAAAAACAAGACGCUUCAGCUCACACCUAUUCAAGAAUAUGAGUUGAUUAAUGCACAGAUCGAAGCCAGCGAGGGUUUCGAUGUUGAUUGGACCAAGGCCCGCUGCCUUUACUCGUACCAUCCUGUUGAAUUCGAUGAGGAUGCAUUUGUUGAAAAGCCUGAAACCAAUCUUGAUCUGGUGAACAUGCUCUGUGACAAAUCCAUUGGUUACUACAAUAAGGAAAACAAUACAGCAUAUGAAUUUGUCAAGGCUCUUUAUGCCAAUUUUCACGCGUCUGUUGGGAUCAUGUUUCUCAUAACUUUCCAAGUCAAGGAUCCUUCUGAUAACAACCUAGUCAAAGACUUCCAAGCUAGGGUUUUUUACUCUUUUUGUAGCAAGAGUCAGUUUAUCCUGUGCAGGCCAAAACAACACCAACCAGAUAGCCUUGAAGUUGCCCAGAAUGACCCCAAGAAGCCAAGACUGGAGUAG